AUGGCCCCUGAGGCCGAUUCCGACCCCGACCCCUCCGCUCCUCGAGCCCCCCAGGCCGAGCCUCACGACCUCAACUGCCUGACGAUCUCUGAACUUGAGUCCCUCGCCUAUGAACGGAUGGACAAGCAGACGCGAGACUACUACAACGAGGGCGCCGACUGCGGGAGCACCCUCUCAGAGAAUAUCUCGGCGUACGAGAAAUACCGCAUCCGACCCAGGGUAUUACGAGAUAUCUCGCAGAUCGAUACGACGGUCCAGGUAUUCGGACACAAGAACAGCUCGCCCUUCGGGGUCGCGCCAACGGCAAUGCAACGGCUGGCACAUUCUGACGGAGAAGUGGCAACGGCACGAGCCUGUCGCUCCCGGGGCAUCGUCAUGGGCCUCUCCUCCUUCGCGACCAGCACACUCGAAGACGUCGCCGAGGCCUGCGGGGACAAUCCCCACGUCCUGCAACUGUACCUGUUCGAAGAGCGCGAGCACUCUCUCAAGCUCAUCGACCGCGCCAAAAAGGCCGGCUACAAGGCCGUGCUCCUGACGGUCGACACACCGAUGCUCGGCCGCCGCAAUCUCGAGAUCCGGAACCAGUUCAAGCUGCCCGCCCACCUCUCCAUCGCCAAUUUCGCGGAACAGGACGAGGACACCGACACGGCGGUGGGGAAGGGGCAUAGCAGAACAACCACCCCGACCGACGAGAAGAAAACCCCGUCCUCGCGCCGCCCGAAGAUGCCCCGUCAACGCCGUCCCAGCACGGCAGGCUACCACGACGGUCAACGGCGCAUCCCCCCGAGCGGGCCCAUCACGUUCCACACGCACGCCGCCAACCCAACCCUGUCGUGGGACGAGUCCAUCCCGUGGCUGAAGGACGUGUGUGGUCCCGAGAUGGAGGUCUGGGUCAAGGGCAUCGCGACGGCCGAGGAUGCCUCGCUCGCGGUGCGUCACGGCUGCGACGGCAUCGUGGUCUCGAACCACGGCGGGCGCCAACUCAACGGCGCGCUGGCGACGCUCGACGCGCUGCCCGAAGUCGUGGCCGCGGUCCAGCAACGCGUGCCCGUCCACGUCGACGGCGGCAUCCGGCACGGCACCGACAUCUUCAAGGCGCUGGCCCUGGGCGCCGACUUCUGCUGGGUCGGCCGCCCGAUCCUCUGGGGCUUGGCCUACAAGGGACAGGAGGGCGUCGAGCUGUGUCUGAGACUGCUGAGUGACGAGUUCAGACUGUGUAUGGGCUUGGCCGGCGUGACGAACGUCAAGGACAUUACGAGGGAUUACCUCUGCCGGAUCGAUCGGGACGGGUUUGCGAGUCGGCUAUAA
Fonsecaea erecta is the source of this 1308-nucleotide messenger RNA. RefSeq lists its product as hypothetical. Gene Ontology annotation, molecular function: oxidoreductase activity; FMN binding. The coding region runs from base 1 to 1308 and encodes 435 amino acids. The record is from RefSeq and is a predicted model, not a curated record. NCBI's taxonomy places the organism in Eukaryota, Fungi, Ascomycota, Eurotiomycetes, Chaetothyriales, Herpotrichiellaceae. The transcript has a single exon.